AUGCCCGGUGUCUCCGUUCGCGAUGUCCCCGCCGACAAGUUCAUCCAGAACUACGCUUCCUUCUUGAAGAGACAGGGAAAGCUCGCCGUUCCCGGUUGGGUCGACACUGUCAAGACUGGUACCGCCAAGGAGCUUCCUCCCCAGAACGUUGACUGGUACUACGUCCGCGCCGCUGCCGUCGCCCGUCACAUCUACAUGCGCAAGACCGUCGGUAUCGGCCGUCUGCGCAAGGUCCACGGUUCCCCCAAGAACCGCGGUUCCCGCCCCAGCCGUCACGUUGACGCCUCCGGCUCCGUCGACCGCAAGGUCUGCCAGUCUCUCGAGAAGAUCGGUGUCCUUGAGAUCGAUGAGGACAAGGGUGGCCGCCGCAUCACCCAGUCCGGCCAGCGUGAUUUGGACCGUAUCGCCAUGUCCACCCUCGAGGCCGAGCAAGAGGAGGAUGACGAGUAA
Messenger RNA from Aureobasidium uvarum, 450 nucleotides. The record is from the annotation of a GenBank genome assembly. Lineage: Eukaryota; Fungi; Ascomycota; Dothideomycetes; Dothideales; Saccotheciaceae.